Fukomys damarensis (Damara mole-rat) is the source of this 2659-nucleotide messenger RNA. RefSeq names its product basic helix-loop-helix family member b9 (gene Gprasp3). NCBI's taxonomy places the organism in Eukaryota, Metazoa, Chordata, Mammalia, Rodentia, Bathyergidae. The transcript is spliced from 3 exons. The coding region runs from base 635 to 2272 and encodes 545 amino acids. The record is from RefSeq and is a predicted model, not a curated record.
AGGGUAGUAUAAUUUACAUAUUUUGAUGUGUGGGAAUGAGCCUGGAAGUAUCUUCUUGAGUCAUAUUAGAACAUUAAAGUCAACCUGUUUUAGUUUCUUUUUCUAGGAAUCCGUGCAUCUCAGAGCUCUUAUCUUUAUGCAGAAGCAGUUCCUCCAGAAAAUUUCCUGACGGUGACCCACGGUUAUCCGAGGAGCCUUGAGAAUUCCUGGAGUUAAUUUACAUUGUUCCAGACCGUCACAAAGUUUCCUUCAAAGAUCUUUAGGUAGCUGCUCACGUGGAAGUUAAUUAAGAAACAAAACGAAAGCUGUUUAUUUGGAUUCAAGGUCUAUCUCUGUUAGUAGCUGUGGUGGCCUUGGAUUGGUAGAAGAUCAUUGCCUUCACCAGGUCUGCACUCAGAAACCAUCAUCUUCCUGCAGCCUGAGUGUGCCUCUACUCUUGCCAUAUCAUCGACAAAGGUUGUGUUUGGACAGGGGACUGUGUGACUUCUAAACCUACAAGUGACUCUUUAGCUCUUGCUACCAAGUUCAUCUUGGUAGUAAAAAGUCUAAAGUAAUAACUUCUAAAGACACUUAUCUGGUACAUGCUGAGAACCAAGGCCAAGACUAGACAAGAUUAUAUAACUGGGCUUUAACCAUGACUGGAACAAAGAGUAAGGCUAGAGGUCAGGCCAAAACUGAGAAAAGGGCAAAAGUACAGGGUAAAGCUGGAGCAGAGAAGGAGGUUACAGGUGCAGUCAAACCAGUAGCCAAGACUAGGUCCAAAACAAAAGCCAAAGCAGGGUAUAAAGCAGAUAUAGUGACAGAUGUGAAGGUAAUAUCUAAAAACAGGAUUGUUGCUGAGAUGAAGGAUCGAGUCCUGUCAGAACCUAAGGCUCCAGUGAAAGCCUUAGCAGAUGUCAGUUCCAAAGCUGAGAAUGAGGUUGCCCGCUCCACAUAUAAAGACAAGGCUGGUAAUGAUACUUGGUUCUGGGCCGGGGAAGAGGCCAGUAUUAGCUCCUGGUUCUGGAAGGGAGAAGAGUCUGGUAAUCAUUCCAGUACUAAAGAUAAAAAUAAAGGUGAUACCAGUGCCCAGGUCUGUGCUGACAAGUUGGAGUCUGUGGCUGGGGCCAGUUGUAAAUCUAUGUCAGGGGUUGAUGAUGAGGAAGAGAAUGUUAUAGGGAACUGGUUUUGGGAAGGAGAUGAAACUAGUUUUGACCCUGAGCCCAAACCUGUAUACAGGAUAGUUAGACCUCAGCCUGUGGAUGCAAUUAAUCAAAAAAACAGACCCAAGGACUGGUCUGAGGUUACUAUCUGGCCCAAAGCCCCUGCUGUAACACCAGCAGUGUUAGGAUUUAGAUCCCAAGUCCCAUCUGAGACAAGGCCCUCUUCAUAUAUUGUUGUUUCCUCAACUGAAGAUAGUACUCAUUCUCCUGCAGCAGCAGCCUGUUCUUCUAGGAACACUUGCUCAAGCUCACAGCCUAUUCCUGAGUCCCCAUUUGGUUCUGACCCUUGCAUCCAGACCAUAGAUGAAAUUAGGCAACAAAUUAAGAUCAGGGAGGUGAAUGGGAUUAAGCCAUUUGCUUGUCCUUGCAAAAUGGAAUGCUACUUGGAUUCUGAGGAAUUUGAAAAACUUGUUAGUAUACUGAAGUCGACCACCGAUCCUCUCAUUCAUAAAAUAGCACAGAUUGCAAUGGGUAUCCAUAAUGUUCAUCCAUUUGCCCAAGAAUUCAUUAAUGAAGUGGGUGUAGUAACACUUAUUGAAAGCUUGCUUACUUUUCCUUCCCCUGAAAGAAGGAAAAAGACUGUAAUUACUCUGAAUCCUCUUUCUGGGGAUGAAAGACAACGCAAGAUUGAAUUACAUGUUAAGCAUAUGUGUAAGGAAACUGUGUCUUUCCCUUUAAACUCACCUGGACAGCAAACAGGAUUAAAGAUACUUGGGCAACUGACUACUGAAUCUGUCCAUCACUAUAUUGUUGCUAGUUACUUUUCAGAGCUUUUCCAUUUGCUGUCUCAGGGAAAUCGUAAAACCAGAAAUCUUGUUUUGAAAGUACUUUUGAAUAUGUCUGAAAAUCCAACUGCAGCCAGAGACCUGAUUAGUAUGAAGGCAUUGGCAGCAUUAAAACUCAUCUUUAACCAGAAAGAGGCAAAAGCCAAUCUUGUUAGUGCUGUGGCCAUUUUUAUUAACAUAAAGGAGCAUAUAAGAAAGGGCUCAAUUGUAGUUGUUGAUCACUUGAGUUAUAAUACACUUAUGGCCAUUUUCCGUGAAGUUAAAGAGAUUAUUGAAACAAUGUAAAAUGAUCCAGAAAUGAAAGAGAACACUGAAUUAUCUCCAGAUUCGAAAAGGCUGUACAUUUCUAAAGAUCAUUGCGUAAUUUUUAUUAUAGUGUACACAUUAUACAUUACAUCCUCAACAGUGUUACCUGUGAGGGUGUAGCUCUCAGCUAGAACAUUUUUUUUGUGCAUCAAAUGAAUACUAACAUCUGAAAAUAUUUGUUGCUUUUAUGUUGUCUAGAUUGGCAUAUUUAAAAUUUUACUUAAAGUAAGCCAGUUCACUAUAAAUAAGCUUAGCUUCAUCAUUAGUAUCUGCUUAGAUUCAUUUGUAGUUUCAAAUGGCAAAAAAGAAAAUGUUGGGGCUGGGGAUUUAGCUCAGUGGUGCUGCGCCUGCCUUGCAAAGACAAGG